UAGAUUGGAUAAGUACGUACGCACGCAGGUAGCUAGGCGGAUGACACGGGAUGGACGGGUAGAGGUUGAUAGAUGGACCGAUGGGCGGAUCGACGGCAACGCCGAAACGGACGGGACGGACAGAUAAAUAUGGGCAAUUGGCAGAACGGAAAGACGGAUUUCGCAGAUACGAACGUAACAGAAUGCGGAUGAAUGGAUUGGCCGGCGCGAUGUGGCCUGGAGUAUUACCGUUACUGGUGUUACUAGCGGUCCUGCUACAUCCAUCGAGAUGUACGCAGACGCAGACGCAGACGAAGACGCAGGCGAAGGUGAACUUUCGGGAGAAGGAGAAGCAAGUGCUCGACAACAUCCUAGGGCCAGGCCGGUACGAUGCCCGCAUCCGGCCGAGCGGGGAGAACGGAACAGAUGGGCCGGCCAUUGUCCGGGUAAACCUGUUUGUGCGAAGCAUUGCGACAAUUAGUGACAUCAAGAUGGAAUACUCCGUACAAUUAACAUUUCGGGAACAAUGGUUGGAUGAGAGAUUAAAGUUUAAUGACUUUGGAGGUCGACUUAAAUAUUUAACUCUUACGGAGGCGUCGAGGGUUUGGAUGCCGGAUCUGUUUUUCUCGAAUGAAAAGGAGGGUCAUUUCCAUAACAUCAUUAUGCCCAACGUAUAUAUACGAAUUUUCCCGAACGGCUCGGUUCUUUACAGCAUACGGAUAUCCUUAACGCUCUCCUGUCCCAUGAAUCUGAAACUGUAUCCCCUGGAUCGACAAGUUUGCUCACUUCGUAUGGCUAGUUACGGAUGGACGACGAACGACUUGGUCUUUCUCUGGAAGGAAGGCGAUCCCGUUCAAGUGGUCAAGAAUUUACAUCUACCCAGAUUCACCCUGGAGAAAUUUCUCACGGAUUAUUGCAAUAGUAAAACGAACACCGGAGAGUACAGUUGCUUGAAAGUGGACCUGCUAUUCAAGAGGGAAUUCAGCUACUAUCUCAUCCAAAUCUACAUCCCGUGCUGCAUGCUCGUUAUCGUGUCCUGGGUGUCUUUCUGGCUGGAUCAGAGCGCCGUGCCUGCCCGAGUGUCACUAGGCGUUACGACACUACUGACGAUGGCCACGCAGACAUCAGGGAUAAAUGCCUCACUGCCACCGGUCUCUUAUACCAAGGCCAUUGACGUUUGGACGGGGGUGUGCUUGACCUUCGUGUUCGGUGCUCUACUCGAAUUCGCGUUGGUCAACUACGCGUCGCGCAGCGACAUGCAUAGCGACAACAUAAAGAAGCAGUUUCCACCGAGCGAAAUGGAACAUUCGUCGUCGAUCGACCCAUCCUCAGAGCUGCUCGAGCCGGACGGAUCCGCCAACUUCGCCAUGCGUCAUCAGCGUGCCGGCGAUAAUCAGACGAUAUCGCAGCAUCAUUCGCUGCCACGUAUAUAUCAGCAGGAUCAUCAUCAUCAUCAGCAGCAGCAGCAUCACCAGUCGCAUCGUCAUCAGCGUUACCAUCCGGAUCGCUCGCCGUCGCCGUCUUUCUCGCCGUUGAACGACGAAGAUUGCGUCACCGGCCGGUGCUCCCCGAUGCGGGCACCGCGACACCAUUCGCACAGGAGUUCAGCGAGGUCGUCGCCAUCGCCGUCGCGAUGGCCCUCGCCGGCCUCCUCGGCAUCGCCGUUGGGCACGCCGUCACGCACUAUGUCGCGCGCCGCGACGCCCUCACCGCCGAUCGCUGCGCCGGUGUCAACCACGGUGCCACCGCCCGCACCAGCGACGGUAUCGUCGCGAACAGGUUGCUGGGAGGUAUCACGCAAACUGCUCACCUGCCGUGCCCAGGGCAGCGCAAGGAUUGAUAUCUUCGCGCGCGUUGCCUUCCCUCUCAUGUUCAUUCUCUUCAACUUCGCGUACUGGUCUAUUUAUCUGUUUCGCGGCGAUGAUAACGUGAGCAUAAAGAAGUGAGGAAGGAGAAGAGGAAAGUGUAAUGAAAUCAGAAUGACGUGUACGAAGCCAAAUCGGAUCCUUGAAGAGAUAGCUCCAGACAACUUUGCAAAAUUUUCGAUGUUUUAAAAAAGUCUUUGACAUCAAUGAGAUUGCAGUCAAGUCGCAUUUACUCGAUAAGGAUCGAUCAGAGGCAUUUUGACGAAAAGAGAUUCCUCUACUGCCCGCGCCCGAAAUGAAAAUAUUCCAGGACGAGGAUCAUCCAAGGCGCAACGAGGAUGUUAGCGAUGCUCGGUAGAUAUCUUAUGACGGUGGGUAAAAAACGAUGAGGACGAUAAAAUGUAACACAUUACCCGAGCGUACUUAACACAUUUAAUACACGUACACACACGCACACCGUACCUUAUGACCCGCUCGGAAGACCGCGUGCCACAGACUGAACUGAAAGCGUAGUGGGCCCUGUAUAGCCACGGCCUGUUAACAAUUUAAAAAAAAAGCGUAAAAUUUAUAAGUAUAAUUAUAUCUACGUUGCGCGAAAUGACGUGUCAUCAAGCGAGCGAGCUCUCGUUCGUCGACGCGCAGGCUGCGGACGCGUCCGUCGUUGCGAAUUGACGUCGGACGGUUCCGAAUUCGGUAAAUAUUAUCAUAAAACGGGGUAAAAUAAUAAUCCGCGACAUUUCGCGGUAACGACGAUCACGCUCCGAUUUCUUCGCAAAACGAUAGGCGCAUCGGUAAUGUUUGUACAGGAGAUGUUUCGUUGUCGUUUCACAAAGAAUACGGAGCGGUCUGCAUUACUUCGCUGUGUCACGUGUUGCCCCUUCUUAAGGCUGCACAGGGGGAUUGACCGGAAUGUUUGACGCUGCAAAAUAUUGGGAGAUAUAUCUAUAGAAGUGUCGAAUGUUCCGAUAGUUUUCCGAGUGUACAAUAGCCUGCUGGUAUGAGCUGGCAAGUUUAUCAACUCUAGCGGUGCCAAGGAGCUUCAAAAGUCCACGUAUUUUUUAGUUAUUGUAUUUUUUAUCUAUUUAUUUCGUAUAAUUUAUAAAAGAAGGAUAUGAAGCAAAAAAAAAAAAACAGUUGUCGCGAAGUAUAAAAUUGAAUCUGGAAGACUAACUGUUGUAAUCUCACGUUUAAUAUCAGUGAAAAUUUUGGAGCCAUCUGUUCCUUCAUCACUGAUAACGUAGACGAGAGACGCCUUGGUAUCGCUAAUUUUAAUCCUUAUCUGGGCGAUUCUUUUCCCGUCUUUAAGAAGAAAAAGCUAGAAUACGCUUUUGCCGAAACGAUUAUUUAGCGUAAAGUAUCAACGAAUUGAAAAUUCAUAAUAUUUUAGGCAAAUUGUGGAGCAACAGUGAAUUAAUGUAAAGGAUUUAUUUUUUUUACGAAAAUAAUUCGAAGCCCGGAUAAAGAUUAACGUGCAGACGCGAAUGCGAGCCGAGGGCGAGCGCGGACUCGCGAUACAAAAUACCGGCUAAGCAGUCGCGUCGCGCGCAAUUCGCGGAUAAUGUAUUUCCUUUUUCCGCUGCCCCGGGUCGGUCGGCUAGAAGAGGAGAAGAGAUAUCCGGCUCGGGACUCUCACACGUAUAUUGCUCAGAAGAGAUCGGCGACGCCGUGCGUGAAAAUUUACCCCCGUCGACUUAUUAUUCUACUCGUCGCGAGGAAUUGCGGUGUCGUCGACCUCGCGAACGGAACGAGGAGAUGACGCGCAGAACGUGCUCACAGAAAAGAAAAAACGUAAGAAAGAAAGAAAGCGCGAUGCGGACGAUAAUUGUAUUUUUUGAAACUCGACGGGAGACGCUACCCUCAAGCGAAAGACGACACAGCGACCCCAGCAAGCCUCGACGAGAACACCUUCCGUUACGUAUUCGGUGAUUAACGAGGAAACAGGAGGGACAUGCGUGAUCGGACAUGUCAUUUCCCACGUGUGUUAUUUCUCUGAAGAAUCACAUCCCUAAUCUCGAUUCCAGAAGAUUGUCGGGGGAAUAACUCGUCCCCGACUGAUAAUUUGCAAUGAACGGAGAUUCACGCGUGUCCGAUCUGCAUCUCUCCGUUUCUCCCCGUUCGUGUAUCUUCCUUUUACUUCGUGCAAUCGAUACCAUGCGUGUGCGUAAGAAGAAGUAAUUAUUUCGCGGAUUCGACAAUCCGCUCGCGACGUCGGCUAGUACAUCUCGCGCCCUUGUAGGAUUGCGUGUUGUACUCGGAGGCAGAUAAACUCAUCUACUUUCUACAAUUACCAUUGUUCGUGUGAUAAAUAUCGUGCGAUUUAAUAUCAAUGUCGUUAUUCCAAGAUUCGAUAUUGUUUUUUUAAAACGAAAGAUGCAUCUGUGUCUGGGUAUAACAAGCCUUUGGGAUCACGCAUAUGAAACGAAAAGUAUCUUUAUGAAAGCGGAAAAAUCGUCGUAAAUGCAGAUACAAAUGUCAUUAACGGUGACUGUUUUUUUAUAACGAAUCGCCGCACUUUUCGAAAAUAUUAUCGUAAAAGUAUAAGGGAUAUUAAACUGCGAGAGUUUAUAUUUACGUCACACGAUUCAAGUAAAAAUUAUAUUCCUAAGUAUUAUUUAGGAAGAUCUCUUUAAAUCCUGGAGAAAUAAAAUCGAAUAAUCACGAGAAUUAUUUCCGGUAGCCGAAAAAUAUCUACAUACGCAACGAUACGAAAAUCUUGCGUUAAAACUUUUCAGAAAGGAAGCUAGUUUCCCGCCGUUAUAACAAUAGUACAUCUUAUCGCGUAUUAAUCAUCAUUUUUCUCAAUUCAACAAACUCAAUGAUUGGAAAAAUCGAACAAAAUUAAUCUUCAACGGAUGAAUACUGUAAUCUCUCGACUCGUAAAUUCAUUGUUUCGCGCAAAAACUAACGGUACAUAUUUGCAAAUCGAGAUGUAUGUUAGAAUCGGAAUCGAUUGUGUGGAAUAUCUGCGCCGCUUCACGCAUGUAAUUUAAGUAGAAUAAUGAUCGUGCAUACACCGUUAGCAAUAAUCAGAGGGGACUUGAUUUUUAUUCUUUUGCUCGGAUUUUUUGAAUAUUCUUCUUAUAUAGAAUAAUUAGAUCGUAGGCGUGGUAUAGACGAGAGCGAUCGUCAUCUUCGUUUCUCUAUCUUGUCCUUACGUUUCAAAUUCUGCUCCAUGUCCGUCUAUACCGUAGCUUAAAUAUGAUACGCGGAGACUGUCGUUGUUUGCGCGUAAUAAUCCGGUAUAUUACUGGCUUCCGCGUGAGCCGAGAGUGGACGACAUCGUAUAUAUUUAAGGGAUGUCUCUCUCUAUACGUGUUAGAGACACGAAGGGACACAAAGCCAGUAUUUACGAAACGAUUACACGUAGAGAUCUAUGUAUAUAUAUAUAGUACAACGGUUAUCGAAUCUCUCGAUAGCAUAUAGAUUCGCGCGCACGUUUAUUAGCGAAUCUCGUGGAUGCUCGAUGCAUUGAGCGGUCCGAAUUGACAGACUUAAAUCGUCGCGGAAUCUUUCACAGCUACAGGCUAGUAGAUCACUUGAAAUUUUCCGCAUCUUUUUAAUCAACACAAUAUAAUAAAAAUGUGAUUUCGCAUCGUGCUCCAAGAUACUUCGCUUCCUUUUUUUUGCGCGCGCGGAAAAUCACGAGAAAAUACGACCGAGAGAUUAUAUGUAUUAUCUCGAUAUAAAAGAUAUUACAAAUCACUCCAAAAAAUUACUCUUGUGCUUUAUAACGAUCUCUUGGCAACAUAAGAGAGCAAUCGUAGAAUCUACACAGAUAGUUUGACAAUAGAGUCAUGUAAUAACAAGCAGCGCAAGAAAUUGUUUUUCUUCGAAAAAUUCUUUUUUUUCCUUAAUUUUUCCGGCUUCAUGAUUGCAUAUCGUGAAAUCGAAAAGAUAUGAAAAAUCGAUGACAUUUUUAGCCUUUAAUUUGAGCGAUCGAGCAAUUGCUUCCAAUGUUUUGUCUCGUCUCCCAUCAUCGAUUCGCUUCCUUUUUGGAAGCCAUUGGCUCUUUAAGAUUAGACUUCCGGAUAUUUUAGCAGUUGCGGACAAUUGACUGACGUUUAAUUAUAGAUAUCAUUGAAUCUGCUACACGCACGCGCCGGCACGCGUCACCGGAUCAUGUACCCUCCUCGAUUCUAAGUCGUAAAUGUAACGCUAAAAAGCAAAACCUUCGAGAUAAAAAGUCCGAGAGAUAUAACGCGAAUUGAGGAGAUUACUUCCGGUGACCAGAAGUUAGGGACGACCGUGUAAAACUUCACCCUCACACUUUUGUCACUCGCUUGCUUGGAGUCACUCGAGUCCAGGCGAGAUCGAUUCGCACACCGAAAAAGAACACAUAGCGUCUCACACACAUAAGUACACACAUAUACAUGAAUAUAUGACCCUUGCACGAGAUAUGAAGUACGAGAGAUCCCAUUGUAUCGCAAAUAUAAUUAUAAACGCGCCACACACAUAGCUCUCUCCCACGUCCGAAGACACACCUAAAGGGUUUAAUGUUAUUGUUAUAUGCGUACGUUGUAAUAUAUGUGAACGAAGCAUGCUGAGCCCUCUGUAAAAACAAAAUAAAUCCCUCCUUUAUCCCCAAAAAUUCAUGCGAGGAGCUUGUUAAACACACAUAUACACAAACGCACCUACAAUGUGCGUAUCUCACGGGAAAUUCUGACGUUAUACCGCGCACGUUUACAUUGCGAAGACACAAAAAAAAAUCGCACUUUAACGUUAACAUUACGAUUAGUGGGACAUCGGUAUCAUUUUUUUCUUACAAUCACGGACGAAUGACAAGCGAGUCUUGCGCGGUCUCGACCGAAAAUACGAUGCAUCUCUGAUGAGUCCUAUCUUUAGGAUUCUUGAAUUGAGAGAACGAGAGAGGCGCGGUAAAUUUUUAUAAAGAUCGUGUUAUGAUAUUCUAACUCUAAAAUAUGCGAUUGUUAUAAUUAAAUGCAUAGAAAUUUCUUGCGCCUCUUUCUAUCGAUUCAAAGGUGUCUCGAAAUUUUGGUUGAAGCUGUCGAGGAUUUUCUUCGCCGUAAUCGCGAUCGAGUCACGAUCACCGUCUCAAUUAAUCCCCUAUAAAAUCGCGCUCGCGUCCUGGAUAAAUAUCGACGAGCGGAUAUUAAACGUUGUCCAUAAUAAUCGUAAGAAUCGUGUCCUCCCUUGGCGAAAGAGAGCAUAAUCGACUCUCGAGCGAGCACGCGUCGAGAAAGAAAAUAUUGCAUGUUUGUGAUUCGUGAGUGCAAAAGCACGAUAUUCCAAGAUGUGUAACAUAAUAAAUUUGUAUCGUGGCGCAUAGUCCGAUAAAAAAAAAAGAAGGGAUCUUUUCCAGCGUGAAACUCAUUAGAUCGUCAAUUACACCGGUGUACAUCUUAUAUUGGUUGAAUAAUAACUAUUCUUGUCAACAAAGUAUCACACGUGUGGCCGGAAUCGGUCACCAGAGAAUGUGAAGCGAACAUCGGUGCAUAUUAGGCUGAGAAAACAACAAACAGAAUCGGUAUUCUAAAAUUACCGUAAGACCUUUAAACAUUAUCACUGUGUGUAUAAUUAAGAUAUAUAAAUUAAAUUAAACAGAACGGGGGCGAAAAAUCGAUCCUA
This is a messenger RNA of Cataglyphis hispanica, 7430 nucleotides long. RefSeq names its product glutamate-gated chloride channel (gene GluClalpha). The coding region runs from base 81 to 1925 and encodes 614 amino acids. NCBI's taxonomy places the organism in Eukaryota, Metazoa, Arthropoda, Insecta, Hymenoptera, Formicidae. Gene Ontology annotation, molecular function: extracellular ligand-gated monoatomic ion channel activity; chloride channel activity; transmembrane signaling receptor activity. Gene Ontology annotation, cellular component: synapse; membrane; neuron projection. The record is from RefSeq and is a predicted model, not a curated record. Gene Ontology annotation, biological process: chloride transmembrane transport; nervous system process; chemical synaptic transmission. The transcript has 11 exons.